This is a messenger RNA of Plasmodium gallinaceum, 1434 nucleotides long. The record is from the annotation of a RefSeq genome assembly. Lineage: Eukaryota; Apicomplexa; Aconoidasida; Haemosporida; Plasmodiidae.
UUUAUUGUUUUUCAAAGAUAUGCACUUAUUACAAAUUGUAACCAUAAAACUUUAGGUUUAUACUAUUUAUGGUUUUCAUUUAUAUUUGGUAGUUAUGGAUUUUUAUUAUCUGUUAUUUUACGUACUGAAUUAUACUCUUCAUCAUUAAGAAUAAUUGCUCAAGAAAAUGUUAAUUUAUAUAAUAUGAUAUUUACAAUUCAUGGCAUUAUUAUGAUAUUCUUUAAUAUAAUGCCUGGAUUAUUUGGUGGUUUUGGUAAUUAUUUCUUACCAAUUCUAUGUGGAUCUCCAGAAUUAGCAUACCCAAGAAUAAAUAGUAUAUCUUUAUUAUUACAACCUAUUGCUUUUGGGUUUGUAAUUUUAUCCACAGCAGCUGAAUUUGGUGGUGGUACUGGAUGGACUUUAUAUCCACCAUUAAGUACUUCAUUAAUGUCUUUAUCUCCUGUUGCAGUAGAUGUUAUAAUAAUUGGACUUUUAAUUUCAGGUGUAGCAAGUAUAAUGUCUUCAUUAAAUUUUAUUACUACAGUAAUGCAUCUACGUGCUAAAGGAUUAACUCUUGGUAUAUUAAGUGUAUCUACAUGGUCAUUAGUGAUAACAUCUGUUAUGUUAUUAUUAACAUUACCUGUAUUAACUGGUGGAGUUUUAAUGUUAUUAUCUGAUUUACAUUUUAAUACUUUAUUUUAUGAUCCUACAUUUGCAGGUGAUCCUGUACUAUAUCAACAUUUAUUCUGGUUUUUUGGUCAUCCAGAAGUAUAUAUUCUAAUAUUACCAGGUUUUGGUGUAAUUAGUCAUGUAAUAUCUACUAACUAUUCCUGAAGCUUACUUGGUAAUCAAUCUAUGAUUUUAGCUAUGAGCUGUAUUGCAAUAUUAGGAAGUUUAGUAUGGGCUCAUCAUAUGUAUACAACAGGUUUAGAAGUAGAUACAAGAGCAUAUUUUACUUCUACAACUAUUUUAAUAUCUAUUCCAACUGGUACAAAAGUAUUUAAUUGGAUAUGUACAUAUAUGGGUAGUAAUUUUGGAAUAACACAUAGUUCAUCUCUUCUAGCAUUAUUAUUUAUAUGUACAUUUACUUUUGGUGGUACUACUGGAGUAAUAUUAGGUAAUGCUGCUAUUGACAUAGCUUUACAUGAUACAUAUUAUGUAAUUGCUCAUUUCCACUUUGUUCUAUCAAUUGGAGCAAUUAUUGCAUUAUUUACAACAGUAAGUGCAUUCCAAGAAAAUUUCUUUGGUAAACAUUUACGUGAAAACUCAAUUAUUAUAUUAUGGUCAAUGUUAUUCUUCGUAGGUGUAGUUUUAACAUUUUUACCUAUGCAUUUCCUUGGAUUUAAUGUAAUGCCUAGACGUAUUCCUGAUUAUCCAGACGCUUUAAAUGGUUGGAAUAUGAUUUGCUCUAUCGGAUCAACUAUGACUUUAUUUGGUUUAUUAAUUUUUAAAUAA